Ooceraea biroi (clonal raider ant) is the source of this 6324-nucleotide messenger RNA. It is a transcript of the gene Set2, whose product is annotated as SET domain containing 2. Gene Ontology annotation, molecular function: protein binding; histone H3K36 methyltransferase activity. NCBI's taxonomy places the organism in Eukaryota, Metazoa, Arthropoda, Insecta, Hymenoptera, Formicidae. Gene Ontology annotation, biological process: regulation of DNA-templated transcription. Gene Ontology annotation, cellular component: chromosome; nucleus. The record is from RefSeq and is a predicted model, not a curated record.
GAUUUCUUAUCCUCGAGUGUUCCAAUUUAUGUCGGUAAAUUGGAAAACUACGGAACGACGUCCGUUUCAUAGUGGAUAUUGAGUAUUCCGAACGAUGAAUUUCUUUCUGGAAUUGCCGCAUGCGGUAUUAGGAGCGUACAACUGAGAGUAUACAUGGAAUCAAAAUGGCACGCAGACGUAAAACCGAAGUGAAAGGAUCUGAAAAGUCAUCCCACAAGUAUGUACCUGUGCGUAAAUCUAGCCGACAAAUAGCUAAGAAGCAGUUGGAAGAGAAGAGGAUUAAUGGCGACAUCUCGCAAACAUCUUGCUCAAACAGUAUUGAAGAUCCCAGGUCCACCAAUGAUGAUCAUAGCCAAGUUCUUUCAAAGAAGAAUCAAAAUUCUCAGAAGAAGCAUAGCAGGCAUAAGAAUACUUCUAGCAACAGCAUAAUUAUCAAUAAUGAGAAUGCUGUACACUCCUCAAGGAAUAUUCCUCUGUACAAGCGGGAUGCGGAUGAAAGCGACAGUCAAGACAACAUCGAUAGUGCAAUUAAUGAAUCGAAGAAGCUUAGUCCAGAGGAUGUGCAGCAGGUCGUCGUUGGUAACCCGAAUCCAAAUAACGAAUCUUUACAUACAUCCGCGGCGAUGUCCACCGAGAUGGAAGUGUGGUCGGAGGAUGUGAUAGAGGAAACGAUUAUUUGUGAGGAAAUGGAAGUGGAGGAAGAGGUUGCAAGCAAUAGUUACGCACAGGAUGGUGUUAUGGUUGAGCAAGUACUGCUCGUGAACGAAUCUAAUCUAGCAGGCAAGGAUUUUGUGGAAUUUACUGUGAUACAAAAUGAGGAUGGUACUGAAUCCAUGGUAAUGGCACCUAACUCGGAAAACGCUUCGAACAAUGAGUAUGUUAUUCGUAAAAGUGUCAAUAGUGUACCUAUGAGUGAAUCAGAAAAUUCCAUAUCAGUUACGCGUACGGAUGAAUUAGCAAAUUGGAACAGUGGAAGUAGUAAUACUCCGGAUUCCACUGCGGAUGCACCUUAUAUCAGCAAAAAGAAAAUAGUACUAGAGAAUCGAAAUGGUAGAAAGCAAAAGAGCGGUAAACCUGUUUAUGAAAAACUGAAAACAGAAAUUUCAGAGUCAAUACCCGAUAAGAUUCGUAUGUGUUCUGUUAAGGAUGAUUCCGGCUCUUCUAACGAAGAGACCAAUUGCAAACAGGAAGGCAAGGACUUGGAAACAGAAAGUAUGCAUGUAGCAUCAUUUAAAGAAGAUUCAUUUAGCAAAAUAGAUAAUAAACUAGCAAAUAUGCAUAUAAGCGAGUGUUCAAAGGAGGUACAAAAGUUGGUGCACGAUCUCUCUAGUGUGGAAAGUAUCGACUCUCCGCUACAAACUCCUUUGAACGUGGAAAAAUUGUCGCCGGUAAAUAUCGAUGAUGAGAGCAGUUCGUCGAUAUUAGAUAAAAUGGAGCAGUUGCAUCGUCCAAACAAUUCCGUUAGUUCUCACGUCAUAGACAUCUUUUCAAAAACUGUGGAACCCAAUAAUCUUAUAAAAAAUCAACAAGAUAUUUUGAAUUCUAAUUCUUGCAACGAUAAACUACAAUGUACAGAUGACGUUUCAGUAAAAUCGAGAAUUAUGCAGGACAGAAAGAGUAGUCAACAAAAACACGAGCACUUGGCAACUAUUGACGAAUAUCAGGACAGCGAAGGCGAUAACAACAAAGUUGAUGCUGAAGAUAUCAAGUUAUGCAGCAGCAGUGAGAAUAGUAACGACACAUUAUUAUCACUUACCAGUUACAAAGGACGAGAGAUGGAUGUAAAAAACGCGGCCAGCAAUAUCGGUGACAUUGACAAAAAGGUUGAAUUUAGAGGCCGUAGUGGAAGCACCGAUACAACAGGCUCUGAAAGUGGUUCAAAUAGUUCAGGCGUAAGACGAAGUAGUAGAAUUCGGUCUAUCGGAUUGAUGAAACAAAGAUCUCGCGGACGCGGCUUGGUUACCAAGCCUAAUAUGGACGUUUCAAAGGCAACUUUGCAACAAGAAAAGGAAAAAGUAGUUAAUAAUAUAAAUCCUUCGAUCACUCAGGAAGUAAAAGUAGAUAAUUCUGAGGUACAAUGUGAUAAGGAAAAUAAUUCUAGCAAGAUAUCAACGUCACUUGAUACUUUAGCACCUCUAAGUACUACUUGUAACGUCACGGGAUACGAUUCUGAUUCGUCAAAGCCAGUUAAGGUAAAAUCUCGUUGGCGAAGAUCAAGUGAACUUGAAAUGGGUGGAUCGAACGCAGGAUUCGCUUCUAUUGCUGCUCCAAUGCCAAUGCUUGGAUCAUCUGUUACAUUUCCAUCCGAUCCAGCACGUUGUACAGUUAUUAAUACAGGAGAAUCUGUGUCAUCGGAAUCGAAACAUAACAUUACAAGCAUAAGUACGAAGGCUUGUAUAGAAACGGAGCCAAUUAAAGAUGCAUCAGUGACGUCUAAUAGCCUUCCUAUGGUUUCAACAGUAGCACAAAUUCCUAAAACUAUAGGAGUGAAGAUUUCUUUGCCAAUGGUCCUUGAAACAGAGGAUAGAGAAAUGGAGGAAAGACUGAGCCAGUUUGAACAUUUACGUGAAAAUUUAUAUCUCACUGAAAGAUAUACGAACAAGGAAACUAAACGAAUGGUAUGUGAUUGUUUCUUAACUGAAGAAGAAAUUGAGAGAGGAGAACUUGGUUGUGGGGAAGAUUGCCUUAAUAGACUUCUCAUGAUAGAAUGUGGACCUAGAUGCGUAGUAGGUGAUAGAUGUACAAAUAGAAGAUUUCAAAAUUGUGAAUAUGCCAAAUGUGAAGUGUUCCGAACAGAGAAGAAGGGUUUUGGAUUACGCGCCGUUGUCGACAUAACGGCGGGCGAGUUCAUAAUGGAGUAUGUAGGUGAAGUCGUAGAUCCGAAAGAUUUUAGACGUCGAGCGAAGGAAUAUUGCAAGGAUAAAAACAGGCAUUAUUAUUUUAUGGCGCUAAAAUCUGAUCAAAUAAUAGAUGCUACUAUGAAAGGAAACGUAUCACGGUUUAUCAAUCACAGCUGCGAUCCAAAUGCAGAAACACAAAAAUGGACAGUGAACGGAGAAUUACGAAUAGGUUUUUUUAAUAAGAAAUUUAUACCGGCCGGUGAAGAAAUUACAUUUGAUUAUCAUUUUCAACGUUAUGGCAAAGAAGCUCAGAAGUGUUAUUGCGAAGCACCAAACUGUCGAGGCUGGAUAGGUGAAACACCGGAAGAAGAGAAGGAGAAGAUUGAAAAGGAAGAGAUACAAGAAAAAGAUACGAAGAAGAAGAAAGAAGAAAAGAAGCCUGCUGAUUACAUGGAAGACGAGGACUUGGAGGAAGAAAUAGACAAAUUAUGCUCAACUGGCUUGAAAAACCGUGCGCACACAUUAACGUUAAGCAGAUUAAUGGUCCGUAGCAGGGAAUUAGAACACAGAACGCGUUUGCUACGUUUCAUACAAAGUGGUGAACAACCGUGCCGAAGAUUAUUCUUGGAUUAUCACGGAUUACGUUUGAUAUGGAGCUACGACAUGGAUAUCGCUACAAACGAAUCGGAGGAAGCUCAACAGUUUCGUUUAGAAGUGCUAAAAACUCUAAAUACACUGCCAAUACCAAACAAAACAAUGUUAAUGGAUAGCAAAAUCUACGGUGUGGUUGAGAGAUGGGCAAAAAGAUUAUAUCUAUCUCCAAACGCUGACUCCCCGGAGGAUGACCAGGUUAAAUCCAAGACGAUUUGCGACGACUUGAACAGUACUUCUGAUAACACCGAAAAGAAAAGCCCUGAAAGUCUGAAUGACAUUCCAGAUAAACGUAAUAAUAAUAUCGAAAGUUUGGCAGUUAAUGAGGUGAAAUCAGAAAAUACAGAUCAGAUACAGAACCUUAUAUCUGAUCUGGCUUCUAGUCUUCUUGCUGAAUGGUCUAAUCUAAAAGAAGUUUUUAGAAUACCAAAAAAAGAAAGGAUCGAGCAAAUGAAGGAGCAUGAAAGAGAAGCAGAUCGAGGAUACAGAGAAGAAUUGGACAAAGAAGAACAAAGAGGCACAUCGUACGAUAGACAUAGAUCUGACAGAUACAGUCGAAGCGAAGUGGACAAACGCGGUGACAGGAGACGAGGACGAGAAUCUCCUGAAACCGAGCACGGUAGAACGAAAGAGAAGCGGGUCGAAGAACGUAGUCUAGUUCCUAUACCACGAAUGACAAAGUACGAACGUAGGCAAUUAUUCGCGUUGAAAGUUGCGAAGGAAGAGGAGGAGAGGCAACGUCGACAGCAGCAAGAAUCAUGGCAGGAACACGAAAACAGAUGUUUGGCACUGGGUAUAGAUCCGCAUACCAGCGCCAUGGUUGAUCCUCAAACUGGUUAUCCCGUUUUUUAUAAUCCGACAUUGGGCCAGUGGCAGCAUUACUCCACUCAAGAUGGGGGAGAUGUAACGCAACAAUGUACCCCUGUAUACGUAGGCGGUCCUCAGUCUACCGGUAUGAUAGGCCAAAAUUCUCACGUGCUACCGUCAGCGAUGACGACUGAUAUAUCAUCCGGAAUCACGACCGGCAUACCACCCGGUGUGCCGUCAGUGGCUUAUACGUUAAGUCAAACGCCUGUGUUCAGCCAGACAACACCCUCCUACUCCCUGAUAUCACAUCCGCAACCGUAUACUGAAGGGCAACUACCUCUUCCAAAUAGUUUAGUGUCUGCUCACUGCGGCACCCCGCCAGUAUCAAUUCAGCCACCCCUUUAUAACGUUGAAAAACCCGUAGAUCAACAAUUCUCUAAUCUCACGCUCGCGGAAAGUGUUACGGGUCGGCCGCCCCAACCGGAAGUUCCGCCGAUAGAUUUGCCACCGAAAUGGAAGAGUGCAACGGACAGCAGAGGUAGAAUCUACUACUACCACGUGAAGGAGAGGAUAUCGCAAUGGCUGCCGCCACCACCCGAUCAUAUUGGAAUACAGCCAGACUCGUCGUCCACUUCGGAAUCUAGCGAAGAAUCUAGCUCGUCGAACGAGGAUGAGGAGGAUGCCGACGAUGAUCACGAGGAUCAAAAGAAUGACGACGCAGAGGCAAGUAGCGGCGCGAUGGAAAGUCCUUCGAGCAUACCUAGACCAACCGUGUCUAAGAAAUUAACUAGUCACACCGUGACUGGAAAUUUACUGCCGUUUUCUGAGUCUAAGAAAAGAAGAGAUGGAUUAGUUCAAGAAAGAAUUAUUAGUCCACGUAGGGAAGAUGAUCGUGUUGAUCACAAAGCGUAUAAAGAGAUCAAGGAGAAACUGCGACGGCAAAAGGAAAGAGCAAAACUAAAGGAUCAUGCGGAGAAGCUGCGAAAACACAGACGAAGUAAUAAAUCAAAGUCACACUCGCGGCAUGGAUUGGGCAAGGUGCAACCAACGUCAUCAGCUGAGGUGUCUCCCAUGUCUGAGAGGAAGAUCAAAGAUACGUUUCGAAUAAACAUGGCUAACGUGAUGGUUCACUUCCUCAAUCCGUACAGGAAAAAUGACUGCAAGCAAGGCAGAAUAACUAAUACCGAGGAUUUCAAGCACUUGGCGAGGAAGCUGACGCAUUUUGUACUUGCGAAGGAAUUAAAACAUUGCAAAAGUGUGGAUGAAUUACAAUGUAACGAGAAUGUUAAGCAUAAAGCGAAAGACUUCGUGCGUAAAUACAUGAGCAAGUUCGGGGCAGUGUAUCAGAAAGGCACAGACGAGGAUUAGCUGUAUACUUUAAUAAAAUAAAAAUUGUUAUUUAUUGCGCGCGCUCUUUACUUUGAUUAUUAUUGUGAGAUAUAUUUUAGAUGUUAGAUGAUGUAUGUAGAUAUAUUUGUAAUUCUAUUAUUGUAAAAUAGACAAGUUUGUAUAUGCGUGAUAAACUUUUUUCAUGAUUUAUCAGUUAAUAAAUUAGCAAAUUUUAUAAUUUCCCAUACUUUAUGUGUAUGUAAAUUCAAAUCAUCAUUUACAUGCCGUUCUAUGCAUGAAUUUUUAUAAGUAACUUAUAUGCCAAUACAGUGUGUGUGUGUGUAUGUGUUUUGUGCGUAUGUAUGUGUGCGCGUGCGUGCAUGCGUUGCGUGUAAAAUGCAUACUCUGCAUCAUUAUAUAAGCUACCAUUUGUCACACCCACCUUUUAAUAUCAAUUUAAAAAUGAACAAUUACCAUUUACUCGUGUAAUGUUACAAGAUAAUUUUUGUAAAUAAUGACCUGCUUCAUUGGAUUGCGUUGUUAUAUGUGUUCCUCAAAUUGACAUAGCAUCAUUUUGUCAACAUUUUGUCUACAUUGUACAAAAAUUGAUUCUGUGAUGCGCCAAGAUACACAAUACACGAUUUUCGAAACGGAGAAGCAAUGUAAGGUAUUAAAUAAAAAGAACUCUAUUGUACGU